GUGCUGUCGUUGCGGGAUUACUAUGACGUCACUUUGAUACUCUUCCAUGGAUGAAUGCUAAAGAACUAUAGAGCAGAAAAUAAUACAACAAGCAGGCUCCAUAUCCCCUCCUUUCUUUUAAACUCCCCUUUUCAGUUAAAGCCUCCAUACAUUGGGGUGAUUUUUCUAUAUAAACAUAUACAGUCCUAAGAAUGAUGGGAGGUGGGGGAAGCCUUCCUUCAGGCUCCAUACCUCAUGCCUCAGAUGCCUGGCUGCUUUUCUUAAAUGCAACCAUCUAUAAUUGAAGGGUGGGGGGGAAGCCCUACGUGGAAGUGUGUAUGUGAGAAGGUACAGCUUGAAGCGGGGGGUUUAGUUACAAUCGAUCUGGGGGGGGAGGAAUAUUGCUUAUGGUUCAAAAAUAAGGAGCAGCUAUGUCCUUCUCUCAGUUUGGAUACCCUUACAGCACCACUUCGCAGUUUUUUGUGUCUGCCAGCCCCAGUACGACUUGCUGUGAAACUGCCUCCAGAUCGGUGUCGGAUGUUUCCUCGGGAUCUGCCCAAGCAGCUACUAUUUGCUGUCCCUCUUACGAAAACAGGCUGCUGGCCAGCACUCGGACGGAGCUCAAUGCAGCUCUGGGGAUGUACAGCUCUCCCUAUUCAGCAGCCGCCGCGAGUCAGGGCUAUGCCAACUACCUUCCUUACAGUGCAGACCCACCAGCUCUUUACACCACACUGACGCCUCAGUAUGAAAUUAAGGAUGGCACCAGCAGUUUGCAUUCGGGAAUCGCUCAGCCUGCUGCCUUCUACCCCUACGAUCAUUCCUUAGGGCAGUACCAGUACGACAGGUAUGGGACAGUGGAUUUCAGUGGCUCAGCCAGGCGUAAAAAUGCCACUCGAGAGACAACCAGCACCCUCAAGACCUGGCUGUACGAGCACAGAAAAAACCCUUAUCCCACCAAAGGGGAAAAAAUCAUGCUGGCUAUCAUCACCAAAAUGACACUGACCCAAGUGUCUACUUGGUUUGCUAACGCCAGACGGAGACUCAAGAAAGAAAACAAAAUGACCUGGUCUCCCAAGAACAAAGCAGGGGAGGAGAGAAAGGAGGAAGGCAAAAGGGAGGAAGAGGAAUAUGGCACAGAAAAUGAAGGCAAAGCAGAUCAGAAAAGCUUCAAGGAAGAAAAGGACCUGAGGCUGAGUGACUUGGACGACUUGGACGAGGAUGAGGCAGACAAGACAGAAAGUGACCGGAAGAAUGCACACCAGGCGGCGUCCAGCGCCAGCGCUGCUGCGGCCGAGUCUGAGAAAAGUGACUGCAGCAUGACCCCACCCAUCAAUUUUCACGCUCUCCCCUGUAACAGACCCGUGCCGGGGCCAGGAGGAGACUUCUUAGAGAUCGUGGGGCAAAGGGCAGCCCACGUGGUGGGCACCAUUAGUCAAGGGCGGCAAUACGACACCACAGACAAGCCCCGAAUCUGGUCUUUAGCUCACACAGCAGGUGCCAAUGUUCUCGUGGGCCCCCCGGCCGCUCAGCAAAGGACAGCGAGCCCGGACUGUGUGCUGGGCAGAGGAAGGCACCCGGUGUCUGGACACAGCCCGGAGGCGAGACCCCUCCCGAGUCUCCGAACCCAGCCCACAGCUGACGGGGCGUUCGAAGAACGGCCACAGCCCACCAAGAUUUUUAGAAACUCCACUUUCAACCUGCAGUCAAUACAGCUAAGCUGUGCUUCCUAUCCCGUGCUGGGGGAGACGUGCCCGUAUUCUUCAGGCGCUGAAGGGUUUGGGAGAAGUGUGAAACCCAACCAAGGAGCCAUAGAUCUCAGUGAAGGUUGUGUAGUGCAGCAUAAAGAUAAACUGAGAACAGCUUUUAGGCCAGUGCUGAAGAGGUGAGCAGGUUAGCCCAGCACUUUUGGGAGACUGAGUAUCUAAAGUUCUUGGCUUGAAAAAUCUUCCGCCAACAAUGUUGAUCUCUGCGCCUUGAAAGCGUUACAUAUGACUGCGGCUUCCCUUCUUCCAUGAGGAAGCGAUCAUAACUUAUGCACAACUUGCUUUAAAAAUGGAUGAGACUCACCUUCUUUCCCCCCUCCCCCAAGGAAAGAGAGUGGAGGAACUGUCAUAAAUUAUAGACCUCGUCUCAUGCACUGGAUCAUUGUAGUUUCGCACAAGUUUACAAAAGAGUUCUCCAUGCCCGCCACCCCACCUCUGUCACUCCAAGUUUGAACCAACCCGCUUCGAGAACCAUCGUGGUCAAUGUGCAACUUCGUAAUUUUGUAAUAUACCUGUGAUUAGCGUGGUUAAGAGACCAGUCUUCUACUUUAAAGACAUUGUCUUUAAAAACAACAGACAACCAAGCCUACAUUCCCUUUCAUUCCUUCUCCCUCCCCCUUUCUUCCUCUGGUAAAGUAUGUUUGUAAAUCCUAUGGUCUCUAUUGUUCUGAUGAGCCAAAAGACGGGGUGUUGCAAAAGAAAUUCGACGGGCAGUUUAUUUUCUGUCAUUGUAUAUUGCUGAACGUAUUUUUAAGAGUCUAAUUAAAAUCAAUCAGCUGACGGUGAGAGAGCCGUCUUCCAAACUUGAGGAAGUUAUGUCUGAGCUGCUCAAAGGUCUGACAAAUAGGAAAAAUGAGGGAUUUCUCUCCCCCCGUGUGUUGGCUUUGCCCUGUUUUUUGAAAUAUCCGCCCCUCCUCCCAGACGUGCAUGCUGGGGAAAAUGUUGGGUGCCCCUACCACUUUAAAGUCUAUCAAGUGGUCUGGCGUGGCAAAGUAGGACAUUGUUAGCGGUCAUCACCAUAAUUCAGUUAAAAGAGCAGUGCUGAACUUUACAAGGCAGACAAGAAAGGGAAACUGCAUCGCUGCAUUAUUUCUGUUUAAUUAAAAGUGUCAUCAAACACUUUGUGUUCAGACUAAUAAACCACGCAGGGAUGAGGAAAGAAUGUUCCUUUGUUCCCUGUCUCUAGAAGCAGUGGCAAUAAUUUAAAUUAAUAACUGUGGUAAUUAAGAGGUCAUCUAUAGAUCAACCCGAUACUAGCUAUUUCCAAGUUCACCGAGGUCAAUAUUUACAUUAAGUCAUUUGUGGUCAAUAGAGUCCAAUGAAUUCUGCCUUAAUAAAUCAGGGAAAUCAAUCUUGAAUAUCGAGUAGAGUUCGGUAUGUUUACCAAAGGCUACUAAGACAAGUGGGACUGCUCAGGGGAGCGCCUACAUGUUGUCACGGAGGAGUGAAGUGUUUUACCGGAAUGAGGAACUGAAGAUCAAUGGGAAGAGAUCAAGAAGAGGGAUUGGAGGUGGUUGGUGUGACACUCCCACGCUGUAGGGCGGGGUUGUGUCUGUGAUGAUGUAGGUGUUUUCCCUCUUUAGUGGCAGUUUCACACUUGGACAGUAGGACAACUGGGCUAAGUAACUAUGAUAUACACACACUAGAUGUUUGAGUUAAUCAUGCCUUCUGAGCAUGAAACACGCAAAAGAAACAAAAAAUGUUGUGUACGAUCUCUAUAUAUUCUCACACACUGAUUUUAAUGUGCAAAAUGUAUGUCCUGUUUUCUUUUUAUUGUACAUAUUCCAAAAGUGCAUAUAUUUUAAUGUAUUUCCCGUUAUUUAUAAAAAUCUCCGCUCUUCUGCUGAAAAGCAGCGCGGAGUUUUGUGAUGAAGACCGUAAGUAAAAAAGGUU
Messenger RNA from Pelodiscus sinensis (Chinese soft-shelled turtle), 3635 nucleotides. RefSeq names its product iroquois homeobox 6 (gene IRX6). Gene Ontology annotation, molecular function: RNA polymerase II cis-regulatory region sequence-specific DNA binding; DNA-binding transcription factor activity, RNA polymerase II-specific. Gene Ontology annotation, biological process: cell development; neuron differentiation; regulation of transcription by RNA polymerase II. The record is from RefSeq and is a predicted model, not a curated record. Lineage: Eukaryota; Metazoa; Chordata; Testudines; Trionychidae. Gene Ontology annotation, cellular component: nucleus.